AUGGCAACACUGAUGCAUGGACCAAUGCAUUUUUAUCAGCUUGUGUACAUCAGCGUUCUGACUACAGCUUGUUGGAGCUUUCCUGAAAGAUUUCUGGGAGGGCCAUCUCACAACCUACAAAUGGAAUCUUACAAUUUUCAGCACAUUUUGUCCUGGCAGACAAAAAGUGAUCCAACUGUUCCAACAUACUAUCAUGUGCUGUACACUGACCGCAGGAACUGGAAGACUGCUGAACAAUGUUUGAAUAUUACACAACUGUCCUGUAAUCUGACAGAUGAUUUUAAAGAGAUUCAGACUCAGUAUUCUCUAUUGGUUCAGAGCUUCAUAGGAACUGAAGUAUUCACUUCUAAUGCACUUCAUUUUUGUCCAUUUACUGACACAUUCCUGGGACCACCAGAAGUUAAUAUCAGUUCCUGUCUAAACUGCAUAAAUGUCACCAUAAAGCUGCCAACCUCUCAUGUCAGAAAAAAUGGAAAGCUACUGUCUUUAAUUGAUAUAUAUGGUGAGCUUGAUUAUGAUAUAACACUGAAAACACGCGACGGAGAGCAUAAGAGGCCGCAUGAGAAAACCACUGAAGAAGUUUUUAGUACUGUCAUUGAAGAAUUGUAUCCAAAUAGAAAUUACUGUGUGUCUGUUUCGGUCACUGCAUCUAUAAAUAAACAUUCCAUCCCAUCAGCCUGGAAAUGUGUAGCUGCAGACUCUGUAACUCGACAAGAUUAUCAUACAUUUGCAAUCACAGGCGCUGUAUGUUUUUCACUGAUACUAGCUGGUGCCCUGAAGUGUGUUCAUGCAGGAUGUUAUAUUCUUAAAAAAAAACCACUUCCCUGUGCCUUG
This is a messenger RNA of Tauraco erythrolophus (red-crested turaco), 834 nucleotides long. Lineage: Eukaryota; Metazoa; Chordata; Aves; Musophagiformes; Musophagidae. The record is from RefSeq and is a predicted model, not a curated record.